AAUCAAACGUAUCGUAGUCUUUGCACACACUUUGUCCAGAGUGUUGUACCUAGACCUAGUAAAGAGGAAAUAUAUAAAACAUAUAAAUUGUUGUGACUUCGUUAUAUUGCAUUUCGGUUCAGUGAAAAUGUGUCGUUCAUUUGUGUUUAUUUUGAACUUGGUGAUUAUGGAUUUUGGAUUUUGUUACGUAAACCUGGCGGACGUAGAAUGCGGCGUGGACACAUCCCGGCGCGGGCGCAUCGUCGGCGGUACCGACAGUCUUCCAGCAGAGUUCCCCUGGGCAGCCAGUGUAUGGAGGCAAGGGACACACCAGUGUGGAGCCACUGUGCUGAAUGAUCGGUGGCUGGUUACAGCUGGACAUUGCGUUUGUAGCGUAUUCGACGAGUUCUACAAGUCCAAACAGCUGACUGUCGUGGUCGGCUUCACUGACAUCUCAUCCACCGGGGUCAAUGAACCUUUGGCCAAGAUCCUCCCACAUCCUCAAUACAGAUGUAAUAAGAAAUCCAACGACGUAGCUCUUCUAAAGACCGUGAAUCAAUUGAAAUGGAGUAGUGACUUACGACCAGCUUGCCUACCUCAACCUUUAGCAUCAGAUUUCAGUGGAACCAUUGCUACAGUAGCUGGAUGGGGAUUUACUCAUGAAGAUAGAGCUAUCGGUGUAAGGCCAAACAUACUCCAGAAGACUGAAGUGAUGGUGGUGACGAAUCAGGAAUGCAAUCAGUGGUACGAGUCCCAAGGAAGUAAGGUGAAGGUCGCAUCCACACAGAUGUGUGCUGGUCACGAGCAAGGAGGCCGGGAUUCUUGCUGGGCUGACAGCGGUGGCCCACUCAUAGUACGCGGGGACAAAGGCCGUGCGACUCUGAUCGGAGUGGUCUCGACUGGAAGUGGUUGCGCAAGAGCACGCAUGCCCGGGAUCUACACUAGGGUGUCCAGGUAUAUUGACUGGAUCACUGACUCUGUCAACGAGGAUAAAGCUAGAAAUGGUUUGAGUUGGUAUCCUAGGGCUGGAUAACUUACCGAUAUUAUAUGUCUGGGAAUACCAAAUAUAUCAGAG
Messenger RNA from Pectinophora gossypiella (pink bollworm), 1054 nucleotides. RefSeq names its product trypsin-1-like. The record is from RefSeq and is a predicted model, not a curated record. Gene Ontology annotation, molecular function: serine-type endopeptidase activity. Lineage: Eukaryota; Metazoa; Arthropoda; Insecta; Lepidoptera; Gelechiidae. The transcript is spliced from 7 exons. Gene Ontology annotation, biological process: proteolysis. The coding region runs from base 128 to 1012 and encodes 294 amino acids.